Molecule: messenger RNA, 3459 nt
Organism: Symbiodinium natans
Lineage: Eukaryota; Dinophyceae; Suessiales; Symbiodiniaceae
Source: the annotation of a GenBank genome assembly
AUGUUCAUGGUUGUGGCUACCAGCGGCUUCAGCUUGUCACGUUGCUCGGUCAAAACGGCCGACGGCUCAUGGUCCAUGGCCAAAUUCCUUCCAAACAUCAUCGCCCUUGCUUGCCUUGCCUGGGUCUUUCCCAAGAAGGUUCGAGCGGCAUGCUUGCCGGAUGCCAUCCCUGAAAGUCAGAGGAGGCAUCUUUCAGAGAAAGACGGGACGCCCUACCCCGUGGGUGUUUGGAUUGGAGAGUGGGCUUCUGGCUACAUCACGGCCAGCAUCAUUCGCAUCAUCAUCGAAGAGCGAAUGGGCUACCACGCGAACUACUCUGGCUCGCCGGCCGUUGCCGACGCUCUCUAUGCCCUGGCAGGCUGCUCGCAGCCGAAGAACGAGAGCGACCGAGGGUGUGGCCCGAGCCCUACCUUGCAUCAUCUUGCAGUGGAGUACUGGGCUGACACUUACCGUACAGAAUACCUUCAGCUCCAACUGGAACGCCCGACGUUAGCACCGGUGGAGAUUGACUUCAUGGGCUACAUUGGCCAGGUAGGCCAUUUCAUUCGCAGGGAGACCCAAGAACAGGCCUUCAACCAGGACGGCGUCGCACUGGAAUUUUAUCGGGGGUGGAACGCUUCUUGGCACCAGCCAAGCAAGUACUUUGACAGCCUUGCCUCGAUUGACCGGAACCAAGUUGAUCUCUGCUCUAACUCGCUGCUCAUGAUGACAUCUCGAAUGGAAGACUACCUACGGGUUACAGGCGAUGAAGCCGGAGUUGAGAGGCUUCCGAACGGGAAUCUCGUUGCAAUGUGUGCAGACGGGCAUUUCUGGCUGGCCCCAAAGUGUAGGGCGGCCAACUCCACGUGCGUGCCAUACCUCACUGGCGGCUCAGGCUGGCGCAUGGAUGAGGUCAUGGUGAAAGCCACGUCGUUUAGCAUGCCUCUAGCAUUGGGAUCCGCCAAAGUGUACGAGGUCCUGCUGCGCCAGACAAACAGUGUCUUUUUCUGGUGGACGCCGGACGUGACGUUCGUGGACAUGAUGCCGGUCGCAGUCGCGUUCCCAGAUUUUGACUUCAACGCUUGGCAAGCUGGAGACAAGCGGACAAGCCCCGCUUCAAAUAGGCUGUCAAAGCUCGUCAGCCAGGACCUGUCAGAUCUUGCACCUGACAUCGCGGCUGGGCUGGCACUUCCGGUGGAGUUGGUGGAGAACAUGCGACUCAGCAUACAGGACGUGAACGACAUGCUGCAGCAGGUUCAGGCGGGCGACAGCUACGAGGCAGUAGCCUGUCGUUGGCUCCAGCAGAAUCCAGGAUCUUGGGAGAGUUGGGCUCCAGACAAAAGCCGGUGCUUCGCGGGAUUCGGCCUUUACAGUGCUGGCUCCAUGGACUUUGUGCUCGACCGAAGCAACCCGGUUCUCCUGGAGUGCAAGCCAUGCCGCUCCGGGAGCUAUUCCUCGCGACUGGAUGACGCAAGUGGCACUACGCAUGUUUGCCUCCCGUGCCAGCCUGGUACCAGCCAGCCGUCAGGAGCCGCAGAAUUCUGCGAGCCUUGCCCGUUGGGCGAGUUCCAAAACAAUUCCGGCACCGAGAGCUGCGUGCGAUGCCCCAUUGGGGAGUACCAGAACCAGAAAGGCUCAAGCAGUUGUGUCAGAUGCCCUGCUCGCUCAUCCACACUCGGCUUGGGCUCACAAUCAUACUCGGACUGCGGCUGCUUGCCAGGCUACAUCGACGUGGGCCCCAGCAGCUUGAGCUGCGCAGAGUGCAGCGAAGGUCUCGAGUGCCCUGCACUCUCCAAGCUCUCUGACCUCCUGGCAGGCUCCACAGCUUUGGGCGAGGAUUUUCUACCGCAGAUCACGCCUGGCUGUUACAGCACAAGGCAGAAGCCGCUGGAAGUCUUCCGCUGCAAGGACACAGAUCGCUGUCCCGGCGGCCCACCAGGCACUUGCACUGACACGUUGGGGAGCGUGGCGUGUACUACGUGCCCAGAUGGCCACUUUUGGACUGGCACGCACAGCCAGCGAUGCUCAGCUUGGAUGCGCGGUGGGUGGGUCCUGGGCAUUCUGCUCGCUUUCAUGCUUCUAUCGCUUGCGUACUAUGCGAUGGCGAAGAUGUCAUCAAGAACCAACAAGGCCACGCCUGCGUAUGCAACAACGUCAGCUUUCUCCAUUACGGCAUCCAUGGUGCAAACACUUGGUGUCGUGAGCAUGAUGACCGUCAAAGUACCUGCGCAGCUCCAGGGCAUUGUUGGACUGCGAGAAAUCGUUGUAUUGAACUUGGAGAACCUGGCGCUGGGUUGUCUUAUUGGCAACGAGUCCUUAGUCCACUAUUUUCUUUCCGCCUCAUUCUUCCCAUCGGCUGUUUGUUGGCUCGCGCUGUGCCACUUUGUGUCAAAGACUCUGCCAUGGAAGUAUCGGUGGACGACCCACAAGACCAGGAAUAUGGUGGGCAAGGUGCUUCAAACCGGCUUCGAGACAAUGAGCGCGAUUUCCCUGGUGCCUUUGACGUGCUAUCGCCACCCGAAUGGAACCUACUCCGUGCUGCAGUACCCGGGUGUCUUCUGCGGCUCUGGUGAGCAUGCAGCCGGGCACCCAGCGAUGCUCGCAGUUGGCGUCCUGUUGCUGUUGGUUGGGGUUGUGGGCUUCAUCUCGGUCUGUAUCUACAUUGUGAACGCUGCCCCAAGAUGGGCUGCUCGCAAUGAGCAGCACCGCCUAGAUUCCGCCCAGUUCCUCGUUGACCAGUUCCGAUUGGAAAGCUCUUGGUAUCAGGUUCCGAUGCUGCUGCGAGGCCCCCUGCUGUCCCUGACGAUCGUCCUUACCACAGACCAUCCCCCCAGUCAAGUGAUUUCUCUGACCAUGACCCUGGCUGCUUUUGUGACCCUUGUAUCAUGGGCCCGGCCCUGGAAGCUUCCCCUGUUGAAUCUGGCGGACGGCCUGUUGUCGCUAAGCAUGUUGAUGCUCGUGGCAGCAUCCGCCCUCCACCUGGGUGUGCUGGACGUUUCGAUGCGGGACUUCGUAGAUACAGUCUCCGUCGUCAUGUGGGCAAGCUUGGGCAUGACGAUGAUCCUGCUUUUGCUGGCGACAGCCAGCGGGCUGUGCUACCGCGCUCUGGGCGGCCAGCGAGAAGUUUGCUGCUUCAACCUGCAAACCUUGCCUCUGAGCCAGCCACUGGCCACGGAGUUGCGAGCGAUUGCGCUUGAACUUGCGCAAAUGGACCAAGAGACCAUGUGCAACAGCAUCGCCUGUUUGGCUGUGUACGACGUCAGGUUGUUGAUGAAGUGCAUGAGCCUCCUCGCCACAGAGGUCGUGCCCGAUGCAGAGAGUCGCGUCUCGCAACGCAAGACAGGCGCGGCCCAUCUGGGCGAGAUCACGGAGCUCUCCGAGAAGGAGAUCGCGGAGCCCUCCAAAGCAGAAGGCUCCUCGCAAGAUCAGUCACUGGCAAACUUGGAGUCAGACGAUGAGAUGACGCAGAAGUAUCUUUAA